GCCAGCUAAUUCAAUACAGUCUAGUCUAGUGAACUGUAUUCCAAAUUGAAUCCAGUUUUAAUUUUUUCCCAGAAAACCGAAGAUGCAGAGCGCUGGUGCCACUCAGCAGGGAAUGGGGUACGCCCCCUUCUGGAAGGUGAAGGUGUGGGAGCAGGAGUACUUCCAGGGCAAGUGUCAGGAGUUCACCUCGGAGUGCUGUAACAUCCAGGACUGCGGCUUCGACAACGUGCGAUCAAUCAGAGUGGAGAGCGGGGCAUGGGUUGGGUUCGAGCACCAUGACUUCCAGGGCCAGCAGUUUGUGUUGGAGAGGGGGGAGUACCCUCGCUGGGAUGGCUGGAGUGGGAACCUGUCCUACCACGUGGAGAGACUCAUGUCCUUCAGACCUGUGUACUGCGCUUCUCACCGCUGUUCUCGGAUGGUGAUCUAUGAGAAGGAGGGGUUCCUGGGUCGCUGUGUGGAGCUGUGUGAUGAUUACCCCUCCCUGCAGGCUAUGGGCUGGUGCAACAACGAGGUCGGGUCAAUGCAAGUGCAGAGUGGAGCUUGGGUGUGCUACCAGUAUCCAGGUUACCGUGGUUACCAGUAUAUUAUGGAGUGUGAACGUCACAGCGGUGAUUACCAGCACUGGAAGAACUGGGGCUCCCAUGCCCAGACCCCCCAAAUCCAAUCCAUCCGCAGGAUGAUCCACUAG
This is a messenger RNA of Polyodon spathula (Mississippi paddlefish), 688 nucleotides long. Its product is annotated as beta-crystallin A1-like. The record is from RefSeq and is a predicted model, not a curated record. NCBI's taxonomy places the organism in Eukaryota, Metazoa, Chordata, Actinopteri, Acipenseriformes, Polyodontidae. The coding region runs from base 83 to 688 and encodes 201 amino acids. Gene Ontology annotation, molecular function: structural constituent of eye lens. The transcript has 5 exons. Gene Ontology annotation, biological process: visual perception; lens development in camera-type eye.